Molecule: messenger RNA, 780 nt
Organism: Nilaparvata lugens (brown planthopper)
Lineage: Eukaryota; Metazoa; Arthropoda; Insecta; Hemiptera; Delphacidae
Exons: 3
Coding region: 145-486 (113 amino acids)
Molecular function (GO): protein binding
Source: RefSeq, a predicted model, not a curated record
AGAAAAUAACAAUCAUUGAUUAUAAAAGCACAUUUGAACUGAGCUUCAUCACUUGCAAGGUGUGUGUAUUCAGUGGACUAUUGAACAAAGUGAGAGGUUUAGUACAGGGCAUUCAGCGGAUUUGGAUUCCAGUGAAGCAACAUCAUGUUUGUGUCACGUGUUUUCAUUGCUCUAGCAAGCUUGAUCCUGUGCUUCUACAAAGCGGAAGCAGGAGAAAAAAUAUGUCUAUUGGGUUGCCCGCCUAUUCAUGAUCCAAUAUGUGCUUGGAACGGAAAGAUUUACCAAACUUUCGACAACAUAUGUCUGAUGGAAUAUGAAAACUGCAUACACGACAAUUGUUUCAGUAAAUCCUAUAAUGGAAAGUGCUACACUCCACCGCGACCAUAUCCACCCUAUUACCUUCCAUACUAUCCACCCUACAACCCUCCAUACUAUCCCCAUCGUCCUCACUACCCCCCAUAUCAUCCUAAGAAGCCUUUCUACUAGCAACUGGGAUUUGGAAUGUGGAAUAUGGGAAUCCAAGAACACUUCACAAUGAUUGGACCUGAUGAUUAUUUGUUUCUGAUGUUGAAAUGAUAGUAUAAUCACUACGUAUUUCUAGUUCUAUUUGGGCUCGUCUCGACUUGUAGACAGAGAGAAAAACACUUCAUUGUAACAUUUUUAGAAGUAUCAACUUCAUUAUUCUUCAAUUAAUCUCUAAAUUGAAGAAUUCCAGUUUUAUAAAGUCAUUAAUGUUUGUUGACUAUUGUGAUCAAUAAAAGAAUGAGACAGUAAUACCUA